Molecule: messenger RNA, 498 nt
Organism: Humulus lupulus (European hop)
Lineage: Eukaryota; Viridiplantae; Streptophyta; Magnoliopsida; Rosales; Cannabaceae
Product: zinc finger protein GIS3-like
Exons: 3
Coding region: 1-498 (165 amino acids)
Biological process (GO): trichome morphogenesis; trichome differentiation; gibberellic acid mediated signaling pathway
Cellular component (GO): nucleus
Molecular function (GO): transcription cis-regulatory region binding; DNA-binding transcription factor activity
Source: RefSeq, a predicted model, not a curated record
AUGGGAGAAAAAAGCCUUAGAUUAUUUGGUUUUGAAGUGAAUCCUCAUGCUGAUGGCAAGAGUCAUUCGGAAGAAAACAGAAGUUUGAUGUCCAUAGAUGAAGCUGGUUUCCAAGUGGAAGAUACUGAUGCAAAAUCAGAUGGUUCAAUAUGUCAACUAGAGCAAAAGAAGUAUAGAUGUGAGUUCUGUCAUAGAGAGUUCAUUAACUCACAGGCAUUGGGAGGUCACCAGAAUGCCCACAGUAAGGAGAGGCUAAAGAAGAAAAGAAUGCUACUACAAAUUAAGAAAGCCAAGCUUUAUCCUCAACCAAAGGAAAGCUCCACUGAGAGCCUCUCAUUAGCUUCAACUCUUCAGAUCAAAAGCAAGUCUAGAUAUAAAUCCUGUAGCCCUGUGUGGCUAGUUGGUCUCAUGUUUCAGUUCCUUGUCAUAAACUAUUAUGUUUGGCUGAAACAAAUGAAAGGUAGAUUAGUGAUUGACAGUGACAACGUUGAUCACUGA